AUUAUGACAUCGACAAACGGCAACAUCCGCGGCUGCCGGACGAGCUGGACCCGAAGCCGAGGCACAGGCUUGCAGAUCAAGAGCAGACCAUCGAGUACUGGCGGGACCAAGCGAAGGCCACCGUCGAGCGGCUGCGGACCAAGACGGAGAAUAGGAACACCGCGAAGAACGUCAUCAUGUUCCUCGGGGACGGGAUGUCCAUCGCGACGGUGGCCAUGGCGCGAGUGUACGCCGGGGGCGAGGAGAAACCGUUGUUCUUCGAAGGAUUCCCAUUCGUCGGUAUGUCGAAGACGUAUUGUGUCAAUUAUCAGGUAGCGGACUCGGCCUGCACGGCAACCGCUUAUCUGACGGGCGUGAAGGGCAAUUACGAAACUAUCGGCGUGAACGCGCACGUCCCGGUGCGUGAUUGUGAAGCUGCGCGGAACCGCUCGACCCACACGUCGUCCAUCGGGCAGUGGGCUAUGGAUGCGGGAAAGGACGCUGGCAUCGUGACCAGCACGCGGGUCACGCAUGCGUCUCCCGCGGGUAUGUACGCUCACAUUGCGUUCCGUGAUUGGGAGGACGACUACUGGGUGAAGCAGGAUGGCUGCAAUCCGGAUACGGUCGACGAUAUCGCCGAGCAGCUGGUAUACGGUGAGACCGCACCGAAGCUUCGCGUCAUUUUGGGCUGUGGUCGUCGAGAGUUCCUAGAUCGGAACGUGGGUGUAGACCCCGAGACCGGAGGACCUGGGUACCGAUCGGAUGGGAGGAAUUUGAUCAACGAAUGGAUGAAAAAUGGGCCGGUCGGGGAGAACCGGACGUUUGUGUGGAAACGUUCGGAUCUGUUGGCGGUGAAUCCACACCGAACGGAUCGUUUGCUGGGAAUGUUCGAACCGGGUCACUGUGCGUACAAUUUGGACCGGGUUCAUAAGAAUCUGCACGAAGAGCCAACCCUGUCCGAGAUGGUGGACAAAGCGACGGACAUUCUAAGCACGAACCCGAACGGAUUCUUCCUGUUCGUGGAGGGUGGCCGCAUUGAUCAUGGCCACCAUGACAAUCUGGCCAAAUAUGCCAUCGACGAGACGGUGGAGUUUGAUAAGGCGAUUCAGUUGGCGCGCAGCAAGUUCAGCGAAGAGGACACCCUGAUAGUGGUCACGGCGGAUCACUCGCACAGUGUGAGCUUCGCAGGAUAUCCGAACCGUGGGAACGACAUAUUUGGCACCAGCGGAACGGGCAGCGAUGGCCUGCCGUACAUGACCAUUAGCUACGCCAACGGUCGUGGGUUCUACACGCACGUCGACGCGGAGAAAGGCUCGCGGGCCGACGUGCGCGAACUGGACAACUUCAACGAGGACAACUUUCCGUUUCCCGCCAUGCUUCCGGUGGACCUGGAGACACACGGUGGCGAAGACGUCGGAGUUUACGCGUCCGGUCCCUGGUCGCACCUGUUUUCCGGUUCCUACGAACAGAACGUAAUCCCGCACAUCAUGGCGUACGCCUCGUGCGUCGGCAAAGGUCUUACAGUUUGUGACAAAAAGUAACGUAGAAUAAAUUGUAUCUCAGCCCGGGCUUAGAGGGCUCCAAACGAU
Anopheles cruzii is the source of this 1568-nucleotide messenger RNA. RefSeq names its product membrane-bound alkaline phosphatase-like. Gene Ontology annotation, biological process: dephosphorylation. The transcript is spliced from 2 exons. Gene Ontology annotation, molecular function: alkaline phosphatase activity. NCBI's taxonomy places the organism in Eukaryota, Metazoa, Arthropoda, Insecta, Diptera, Culicidae. Bases 177 to 1520 code for a protein of 447 amino acids. The record is from RefSeq and is a predicted model, not a curated record.